Messenger RNA from Podarcis raffonei (Aeolian wall lizard), 975 nucleotides. Its product is annotated as olfactory receptor 14I1-like. Gene Ontology annotation, molecular function: G protein-coupled receptor activity; olfactory receptor activity; odorant binding. The transcript has a single exon. The record is from RefSeq and is a predicted model, not a curated record. Lineage: Eukaryota; Metazoa; Chordata; Lepidosauria; Squamata; Lacertidae. Bases 1 to 966 code for a protein of 321 amino acids. Gene Ontology annotation, cellular component: membrane. Gene Ontology annotation, biological process: G protein-coupled receptor signaling pathway.
AUGAAUGUGAAGAAGCAGAGCAUGGAUAAUCAAUCAUCUUUCUCAGAAUUUCUCCUCCUAGAAUUCUCAGAUGUUCGGGAACUACAAAUUCUACAUUUCAUUAUAUUCCUGGUAUUGUACUUGGCAACUGUCACAGGGAAUCUUCUCAUCAUCUCUGCAGUAGCCUUUGAUCACCACCUGCACACCCCCAUGUACUUCUUCCUGAUGAACUUGGCAAUGCAGGACCUGGGACAAGUUUCAGUCAUUAUUCCCAAGUCCAUGCUCAAUUCACUCAUGAACACCAGGUACAUUUCCUACUCUGGGUGUGUUGCACAACUACUCUUCUUUGUCUUCUUUGUGGGAUCUGAUUUCUUUCUUCUCACAGUGAUGGCAUAUGAUCGGUAUGUUGCCAUUUGCAAACCAUUACAGUAUGGGAUGCUGAUGAAUAGGCAAGCCUAUAUUCAAAUGAUUAGCAGUGUAUGGAUCGGCAGCUUUUUCUAUGGAGUGUUACACACGGGAGGAACCUUUGCAUCCCCCUUUUGUUCCAAUAAAGUCAAUCAAUUUUUUUGUGAAAUCCCACAAGUACUUAAGCUGGCCUGCACGGAUUUGUAUCUAGUGGAAAUAGGAGUUAUUGCUAUAAGUGCUGUCUUUGGGAUUGGCUGCUUUAUCUUCAACAUUAUAACCUAUGUGUACAUUUUCACUGCGGUGCUGAAAAUCCCCUCAACUGAAGGAAGGCAAAAGGCUUUCUCAACUUGCCUUCCCCAUCUCAUUGUAUACUGCCUAUUUGUAUUUACUUCAUACUUUGCUUUCUUCAAGCCUGCCUCAUUACAUCUGGAUUUGGCAUUUACAGUGAUGUAUUCCAUGGUUCCACCCUUGAUGAAUCCAGUAAUCUAUAGCAUGAGAAAUAGGGAGAUUAAAAAUGCACUGUCAAAGCUAUUGCGUUUGCGUCACUCCUCUAUGAAAAACAUUUCCAGUCUUAUUUUGUGAAGGAAAAUU